UGUUGAUUUCACUGGGUAUUGCUUAUAGAGAGUGUGUCUAUUGCCUUCUGUCCCAGGUUGCUGCCAUCAUGACUCUACCUUUUGACGUGGUGAAGACACGAAGACAGAUCCAACUGGGAGAGAUGGAGACACUGGGAGUCCCUGUGAAGAAUCCCACAUCCACAUGGCAUAUCAUGAGGGGAAUUUGGGCUGAAUCGGGAUACAGGGGGCUCUUUGCAGGUUUCCAACCCAGGGUGAUCAAAGUUGCCCCCGCCUGUGCUGUCAUGAUCAGCAACUAUGAGUUUGGGAAGAUCUUCUUCCAGAAGAUAAACCUUGACCGGGAGCAACAGGCCUGCUGAGGGGCUGUUUGUGUGGAGAAGCAGGGUUGGCUACCUUCUUCUGGGGCAGAAUGGGAAGAGACUAUUAGCAGCUGCCAAUGCAGGCUCACAUGCAUGCUGUGCAAGACUGCUCCUGGUUAAGACAUUGCACCUAGAAACCUGAGCUUCAAAUCACCCUGGAGGAGUCUGUCUCUCAAUUCAGACAAAGGCAAAGA
Molecule: messenger RNA, 532 nt
Organism: Oncorhynchus masou masou (cherry salmon)
Lineage: Eukaryota; Metazoa; Chordata; Actinopteri; Salmoniformes; Salmonidae
Product: probable mitochondrial glutathione transporter SLC25A39
Exons: 3
Coding region: 69-338 (89 amino acids)
Biological process (GO): mitochondrial transmembrane transport
Cellular component (GO): mitochondrion
Source: RefSeq, a predicted model, not a curated record